UUGCAGAAGGCUUACGACGAGCUGCUGUCGGUGCGCGAGGAGAUGGCGAGUUGUGUGGAGCGUGAGACUCAGUUAUCGGAGUUUACGCGGCGUCUGACAGAGCGUAAUGCAGGCCUGCAGACGGCACAUCUUGCGACACAGGCUCGAUUGGAGGCGAGCGAGCGAGCUGUGAGUGAGGCGAGCCGUGCUGCCAAGGAAGCCACUGACCUCCUUCACGCCUUCGAGCAGCGUGCUCGAAUGGAACGCACCCAGGCCACAAAUACCAUCACUAGUCUCGAGGCGAAAAUAUCGGAGUUGCGGCAGUCCGAGGAAGCACUGAGGGUGGAUUUAACUCGUGAGCAAGUGGAGAAUGCAUCACUUAAACGUAAACAACAUGCUUUGGAUCGCGAGUUGGCACGCUUAAUGGCCCAGCAGCGCAAACUCUCGUAUCAGGCAUCGACGAAUGGAACACCGUGUCAGGAUAUCACCCCGAAUAGAUCACUCGCCGACUCAAACCUCAGCAUCUCCGCCCUCAAUGAUGUUAAUUCAUUGACCCCACAAUCUUCGAAGCUUUCAUCUCCGCUCCCAGCGCUUGGAGACGCACUACUCGUUGCAUCCAGAAAUGAGGAAGUGGCUGCAAACUCUGUGGCCUCGGCAGCGAGAGAAGCGGCUACAGAUAAUAUCGGGGCAUCUGACCUCGAGGUGCAAACUCUCGAGCCCAAUCGUUUGCUCUUGUUGAACAAGAUCGACCGCCUCCAGCGCACUAAUGUGCGUCUUAUGGAGAAGAUUGACUUCAUGCAUGAGCACAUUGGUCAAUUGACACAGGAGCUGCAGAAAAAGUCGCAGAUUUUACAAGACUCCACACGUUUAAAUUCUUAG
Molecule: messenger RNA, 858 nt
Organism: Hydatigera taeniaeformis
Lineage: Eukaryota; Metazoa; Platyhelminthes; Cestoda; Cyclophyllidea; Taeniidae
Source: the annotation of a GenBank genome assembly